UUAAGAGAUGGCUUCUGUGUAAUGUAGUUCAGUUUUUAGUUAAUCCUAUAGCUUAUCUAGACAAUGGGAGGAGUUAAAAAGUUAUUGCAGGACAUCCUGUUAUGUGUCGGGGUUGUAAAAUCCCUUUGUGAAACCAAGCAUGUGCACGCAUGGAUGGCAUCUGUAACUAUGCUCAGCUGAUAUGGAGAAUUACCGCUUUUUUACCUACGAAAAUAUGGACAAAUAUGCAAAAGACCGGACGCAUCUACAGCAUAAGAUGGCUACCGAAGAUUAUCUUCGUCAGGACUGCCAGAUGGUCCAUGGUAUUCCUAUGGUCUAUGCAUUCUCCUUUGACUGGGAUAGAAUUGAAAAUUUCCAGAGUAGGCCAGAUGAUAUUGUGAUAGCCACAUAUCCCAAAUCUGGCACAACGUGGCUAAGUGAAAUUGUGGAUAUGAUUCUGAAUAAUGGUGAUCCUGAUAAAUGCAAAAGAGAUGCUAUUUUCAAUAAAGUGCCUAUGUUAGAAUUUGUUGUCCCAGGGAAGAUGCCAGCAGGCACAGAACAGUUAACUCAUAUGUCUUCUCCUCGCGUGGUGAAGACCCACCUUCCAGUAAGCUUACUUCCCAAAUCUUUCUGGGACAAAGGCUGCAAGAUGAUCUAUAUGGCUCGUAAUGCAAAGGAUGUUGCUGUCUCCUUUUAUCACUUUGACUUGAUGAAUAAGCUACAUCCAGAUCCUGGCUCUUGGGGUGACUACCUGGAGAAAUUCAUGACAGGAAGAACAAUGAUCUUUGGCUCCUGGUAUGAUCAUGUGAAAAACUGGUGGAAUAAGAGAAAUGAUCACUCCAUAUUAUACUUGUUUUAUGAAGACAUGAAAGAGGAUCCAAAGCAUGAGAUUAAGAAACUCAUACAUUUCUUGGGAAAGAAUUUUGAUGAAUCAGUUGUAGAUAAGAUUGUUUAUCAUACAUCUUUUGAUAUGAUGAAGGACAAUCCUAUGACAAACUACAGGAUGGCUCCAGCUGCUGUAAUGGAUCAUAGUAUCUCUCCAUUCAUGCGCAAGGGAAUUGCUGGAGACUGGAAGAAUCAUUUUACAGUAGCUCAGAAUGAGGCAUUUGAUGAGAACUAUAAGAAGACAAUGGCAGAUACAACACUGCAAUUCCGAACUGAGAUCUGAGGCUCCCAUGAGCUGUAACAAAGCUGCUGCUUUUAUGCAGUUCCAUAUACUGUAGAAUAUGUCAUUCAAUAUGUUUUAAAUUCUUGCAAGUCCUUGGUUUUAAAGAAGAAGCAGAUUCUAAUUUGACAGGUUGCAGAUAAUAUGCACGUAGAUUUGGCAAACACUUCCAGACAAAAGGGGCGAGAGGUUUUUGUGACUUUCCUGGGUUUUGGUUCUUUUUCGCAGUAACUUAGGCCAUAGUCCUGUUUUAAUAUAUCUCCAUAGACGAAUAUCAUUCUUUUUGCUCUUUUAAAAAGAACAUUAAAAAAAUAAUAAUUUGGGUAAAAACUGCAGGGAGUCAAAGGAUCCAUUAGCCUCUACUGUUAUAUUUCCAAAUUAUAGUGCUGGUCUCAUUGGCUGUUAUUAAUUGAAAGAAAGGACAAAAAUACCCCUACAACUAAGCAUGAGUUGUGGAUUAAACAUUAAUACUUUUGAAAUACAAACAAGUCAUUCCAUACAAAAUUAGGCACAAGUAUAAUGUAUAAAAGAUAUUCCUUCAGGAAUUUUAAGGAAAAACAAUCAAACUUAGACAAUGUUCUUUGCAUUUUAACCUUCAAAUUAUAUUUGGUCUUACUUCCCCUCAAAUAACAUUUUAUUAAGAAUUUUGAACACAAUAGUAACAACUUAUCCAAACUAAACUUAGAGAAAAAUAGAAUAAAAAGAAAGAAUAAAAAGUACAAGAAAAAAGAAAGCAAAGAACACAAUAGAGAAUAAAUAAAAAUAUAUAAAUAAGUGAUUUCCAAUUUUCAUCACAACAGAUGUAAAUAAAUUUAAUAACUCUUCACCCGUUUCAAGAUAUCUCUUCAUUCACUAUCCCAUCCCUUUUCUAUGAGAUGGAUGGAUGGAUGGAUGGAUGGAUAGAUAGAUAGAUAGAUAGAUAGAUAGACAGACAGACAGACAGACAGACAGACAGACAGACAGACAGACAGACCUAGAAAACAUCAAUUUUUCAGUCUUGGUUGCAGCAAAAAAAUCCAUAAAGGGUUGCCAGAACAUUGUGUCAGAAUAUUUUUUUUUGAUCAUAAAUUUAUAUUCCUUAUUGUUACUUCUAACACUGUUGAUGGUGAUGUGAUCAUCUACCACCCGAGCUACAAAUAUUUUCUAUCAUUUCUGCUUCUAAUAUUAUUGAGCUUUAAUUCAAUGAAAUAUUGUUAUAGGGCUGAUUUCUCUUUAAUUCUUCUUUAUCCAAUCACACAGAUUUCUUCAAGGCUUUAACAAGCUUUGUUUGUAAAUGAGUAAGAAAACAUUUUUCCAGGUCAUUCUGUUGGUUUAUAAUUUGUAUUUCCCUUUUUAAUAUUUAAAAUUUCACCCACGUUAUUUUGUAUAUCUAGUAAAACUUUCUUUUCCAAACCACUUUCUUGUCUUAUCAUUUGUAGUUCCAUAUUCAUCUUACCAGAUAAAAUUUGUUCCAGAUCUGUUAAUCUUUCAUUAACAUUUUUAGACAUAAUAUAUCGAUAGAAGCAGAAAUCAUUACUAAUAGUUUUGAUCUUAUAAUUGCUAACUUCUGGCUCCAUUCUUCAGAGUUCUCCUUUAAUAUUUCUGAUGUUAUAAUGUAUCAUGUCAUUCUGUAAAUUCCAUUAUUAACUAACAUCAGACUUGUAUUUUUUCCUUCUGCUGAAAAUCUUUAGUCCCCUCUAAAUCUUCAUUUAUCUUUUGUUAUGACUUACAGUUGCUAGGAUAACCAAAAGAACUCUAUUUCCCAUGAAAAUGUGUUAAUCCCAAAUUUUUAUCAUAAAAGUCAGUAUUCCAAUUUGCAAUCCAUUUAUAACUUUCUCAGAUCAAAAUCUUAUUUAGCUUUUUGUUAUUUAUUUCGAGUUUUUAAGCUUGCAAUUAAAUUUUCUUUAAACUCAUCUGCUAAAGACUUCAAACCUGUCAUCCUAAAGGUCUCUAAUAGUUUUAGAAUAAUAGGGAAUUUCUGAAAGUGAUUAGAAAGUGAGGUUUGGAAACUUUGUGUCCUUUAAAAGUGUCCAACGCAGUUGCAACAAGAUGGCUGAUUCUGUCAUUUCCUAGUACUCAAACCAAGAGAAAACCAUUGUCCUGCAGUCUCCUUAUGAAAAGCAGACAUCUGAUUUCCUGUCCUCUCCUUAUUCAAAGACAUUCAAGAGAGCUAGUCUAUGUGUUCUUUGAUCUUUGCCACAAUUGCCAGCACCACUUUUGCAGAGCCAUCUACAGUUUACAAUAUUCCACCCCCCCCCAGUCUUACCAUUCUCCAAGAACACAAGAAAUAAAAAAUGAAUUUAUUUAGCUUCUCAGUUGUGUUGCCUCAUCUUGCUCUUUUUGUUUUGUAUUUAAACAUAAAUACUAAUAAAUCAUUAUUUGGUGUAGUAAGGUAAACAAAAGUGAGCUGAUUUUUCAAAGAGGAAGAUUCUUUCCAAUCCAUUUCACAGGCUUGUUGUUGUAGAGAAGACUAGAGGCAGGACUACUAAGCAGAGGUAAUUCUUGUUUACUGACUGAAAUUGGUUCCAGUGAAAUGGUUGCUAAGUGAACCACUUGCAAGAGGCGGGGGAAACCAUGGUUACUGCCUUCUCAUGACACAUCACCCUCCUCCUUUUCCGCCUUGCAGGGUGAAGAAUUUAUUUAAAUAAUCAAUUUCUUCCAGAGUUGCCUUUUUCCUUAAGAUAGAAAACAUUUUUUCCUACCAAAAUGCUUUUUUCCUAUUUGUAUAUUCUCCAUGUUACGUUGGCCAACUAUAUAUAUAGUUGGCCAAAUAUAUAUUUAAAAGGAAGUAUAAAAAAUAGUAAUAAUAAUAAUAAUAACACAGUAGCAAAAAUAUCAGAGAAAGGAUUUUAUAAUCCAUUUUUUCAGGAUUUUAUCUAAGCAAUUUUGAUUGUUGUGAUAUUAUGGGACAAUUAAGUUGUAUUUAUUUCUAUUUGUUUAUGACAAUUCAAAUUAAAUGUCAAAUUAGCAUUCAGUCUGGCCUUAUGUUAUAUUACAGUGUGAACAAUGUCACAAUGAAAUACUUAACCAAGACUAGUGUCUAAAUAGAGAGGGCCAGUCCACAGACAAAAAUAUACGCAUGGGCUUCCAUUUAGCCUGAAGCUGGAAAAUGGUAGCAGAUGGCUCCAGAAGGCAUCUUUAGCCUAUAGGAAAAAAGUCUGUUCUUUCUUUUUAAAAACCUUUUUCAUUCAAUAAUUUUAAACUAUCUUGAGUGCACUGGCAAAAAAGUAAAAUCAUAAUGUAUGAAAUAUGUAAUAAAUUCUGUGAUUGCCGCUCUCA
Molecule: messenger RNA, 4402 nt
Organism: Crotalus tigris (Tiger rattlesnake)
Lineage: Eukaryota; Metazoa; Chordata; Lepidosauria; Squamata; Viperidae
Product: sulfotransferase family cytosolic 1B member 1-like
Exons: 8
Coding region: 182-1147 (321 amino acids)
Biological process (GO): sulfation
Cellular component (GO): cytoplasm
Molecular function (GO): sulfotransferase activity
Source: RefSeq, a predicted model, not a curated record